Molecule: messenger RNA, 1420 nt
Organism: Megalobrama amblycephala (Wuchang bream)
Lineage: Eukaryota; Metazoa; Chordata; Actinopteri; Cypriniformes; Xenocyprididae
Gene: slc51a
Product: solute carrier family 51 subunit alpha
Exons: 8
Coding region: 102-1073 (323 amino acids)
Biological process (GO): transport
Molecular function (GO): transporter activity
Source: RefSeq, a predicted model, not a curated record
AAGUCUACGAUACCAGGCUGCUUUCUCCUCAGUUUAUUAGUUUCACGCAUGCCCGGAUUACGGUUUUCCCUGGCUCUUGUAAACAAACUGUGACUGUGAAGAUGGAAAUGUCCAAUAACACACUUUUUGAUCCGAGAUGCAGAGAAGAGGCUCCGUUCUCUAUCGAUGUAAUUAAGCAGUUGGAUAUCUUUGGCAUAGUCCUCUUCUCUGUGCUGACGUUAAUGGCCACAGUGUCUAUGCUGGUUUUCAUUGAAGAAUGCAUCUACAUCUAUAAGAAAGUACCGGCAAAUAAGAAAAGUAUAAUCAUCUGGGUAACCGGAGCAGCACCAGUCAUUGCUACCAUGUGUUGUUUGGGCAUGUGGGUUCCAAGGGCCACAAUGUUCACUGACAUGACAUCAGCCACAUACUUUGCAGUUGUGGUCUUUAAGUUCUUAAUUCUCAUGAUUGAAGAGGUUGGAGGAGAUCAGGCUUUUCUCAGGCGCUCGGAAAAAAAGUCGUUUAAGAUCAGUACUGGACCUUGCUGCUGCUGCUGCCCAUGUCUGCCAAAUGUCCCCAUCUCAAGACGAUCUCUGUUUAUAUUGAAACUGGGAUCCUACCAGUUUGCACUGUUGAAAUUAGUCUUCACCAUCCUCUCUAUAGUCCUUUGGACGAAUGGCAACUUUAGUUUAGCUGAUGUUUCGGCUUCUGGAGCAGCUAUAUGGAUAAACUCAUUUAUAGGCGUUCUCACCAUUAUCGCCCUUUGGCCUGUUGCAAUCAUGUUCAUGCAUGUGCGAGAGGCUCUACGAACCCUUAAAAUGAUCCCUAAAUAUGCCAUGUAUCAGUUGGUGCUGAUUCUUAGCCAGCUGCAAACUGCUGUCAUUAACAUACUGGCAAUGAAUGGGACUAUUGCCUGCGCACCACCCUACACCUCCCAGGCCCGUGGAUCCUUAAUGAGUCAGCAGCUGUUGAUCGUGGAGAUGUUCAUCAUCACGCUAGUGACUCGUGUUUUAUAUAGACGUCAGUAUGACCCCAUACCAGAGCCAGAUGAUGUUGAGGAGACAAAGACUGUCAUAAGCGCAAGAGACUUAGCAUGAGAAGAACAGAACUGUUGUGUGUAAAUGAGAUUGUUAUAUAUUUGGGGCCGGUUUGUUGGGAAAAAAAAUAAUUUGUCAACAAUGAUGGUCAUUAACUUUGUAUUUUCUAUAUGCAUGUACAUGCUAGUAUCUUAUAUUUUGUCAGAUAUGUUUUUUAUUGUGGUUACUGCGAGUUAUUGGGCAGCAAAAUUUGACUGUAGAGUCAACCAUGACUUUGAGGGCCCUGAUAUUAAUGUUUACACUUUGUAUUAGGUGCGUCAGUCUGGAGAUUUACUUUAAGUUCCAGUUCUUCCUUGGAAUGCUUGGUCUGUGUAUUUUUUUUUUUUUUUUUUUGAUAGGACCACAAA